Molecule: messenger RNA, 1154 nt
Organism: Phycomyces blakesleeanus NRRL 1555(-)
Lineage: Eukaryota; Fungi; Mucoromycota; Mucoromycetes; Mucorales; Phycomycetaceae
Exons: 4
Coding region: 9-959 (316 amino acids)
Biological process (GO): positive regulation of protein phosphorylation; rescue of stalled cytosolic ribosome
Cellular component (GO): cytosol; nucleus
Molecular function (GO): translation regulator activity; protein kinase C binding; ribosome binding
Source: RefSeq, a predicted model, not a curated record
GACAGAACAUGGAUACUCUUACUCUUCGCGGCACCCUUGAAGGUCACGGCAACUGGGUCACUGCCAUCGCCACUACCUCUGAGGCACCCGACAUGGUCUUGUCCGCUUCCCGCGACAAGUCCAUCAUCGUCUGGCACCUUAUCAGAGAUGAGUUGAACUACGGUAUCCCCCGUAAGUCUCUCCUCGGUCACUCCCACUUCGUUGAGGACAUUGCCAUCUCUUCCGAUGGUCAGUUCGCCUUGUCCGCUUCCUGGGAUAAGACUCUCCGUCUCUGGGACUUGAACACCGGCACCACCACCCGCCGUUUCGUUGGCCACACCAACGAUGUUCUCUCCGUUUCUUUCUCUGCCGAUAACCGUCAGAUCGUUUCCGGAUCCCGUGACAAGACCAUCAAGCUCUGGAACACCCUUGGUGAGUGCAAGUACAACAUCACCCAGGAUGGUCACUCCGAGUGGGUCUCCUGCGUUCGCUUCUCUCCCAACCCUGCCAACCCCGUCAUUGUUUCCGGUGGCUGGGACAAGAUCGUCAAGGUCUGGGAUCUCACCAAGUUCAAGUUGAGAACCAACUUCAUCGGCCACAAGGGUUACGUUAACACUGUCACCGUCUCCCCCGAUGGUUCCCUCUGCGCUUCCGCCGGUAAGGACGGUAUUGUCAUGCUCUGGGAUCUUAACGAGUCCAAGCACCUUUACACCCUUGAGGCCGGAGAUGUUGUCAACGCCUUGACCUUCUCCCCCAACCGUUACUGGUUGUGCGCUGCCACUGCCUCCUCCAUCAAGAUCUGGGAUCUCGAAUCCAAGUCCCUUGUUGAUGAGCUCCGUCCCGACUUCGCUCAGGUUGGCAAGAGAAAGACUCGCGAACCCGAGUGUCUCUCCGUCGCCUGGUCCGCUGAUGGCUCCACCCUCUUCUCUGGCUACACCGAUAACCUCAUCCGUGUCUGGCAAGUCUCCCGCACUCUCUAAAGAAUUAAGAAGACAGACAUGCCUUUCUUUUCCUCCUUCUUUUUUUUUAAGGGCCUAGUGCAAAAAUAAAAUAAAUAAAGUGUUUUGUAUUUGAUUUGACGAAUUGAAUUGAAUUGAAAUAUUACAUGAAGAAGUUUUAUAGCAAUUAUCUAUAAUCUGUUGUGUAUAAUAAAUGUUAUAAAUUUUAUAUACUUG